AAAGUGCAACGUGCUGAUUCUUUAUAUGUACUUCUGAAUGCUUGGACCUGGUGUGACUACAUAGCCUGAUAUUCAUUUCAUAAAUGAUGGAAAGAAGAUUGGGACAACAUGUAUAUUUGAUUCCCAGAACCCUUCCCUUUAUGCAACUCAAUGCUAUGUCCUCAUUCUCAGCUGGCCAUGGACGCCGACCCAAGAAGAAGGUAUAUCACCGUGAACCUGGUCUUGACAGGGCCAUGGAUCUUCAAAAGAAGCCUGCCCUUCUCCUUUGUCUGUGUGACCUCAUUUUGGCACAAAAGACAGGAUCACUACUUGUGCGUGACCUUGAAAAGGAGGUUGGUUUUGUCCAAAAAUGGAACUUUCUUUCACUUAUCGAGCGUCACCCUAAUAUCUUCCAUGUCUCUGGUGGAAGUGCUUCCCAAGAGCCCAUUUCUGUCACACUUACGGAGAAGGCCAGAAAGAUAUCCAGUGAAGAGGCUGAAGCGCGAGAGCUAAUGGAGCCAAUCUUGGUGAGAAACCUUAGGAAGUUACUGAUGAUGUCGAUGGACUGCCAGAUUCCUCUGGAUAAGAUUGAACUAAUCCAGUCUGAACUGGGCUUACCUAACAACUUCAAGAGAAACUUGAUUCCAAGGUACCCUGAUUUUUUUUUCAAUCCGUGAUGUGAAGGGACUGGACCAUUUAUGUCUGGA
Molecule: messenger RNA, 686 nt
Organism: Zea mays
Lineage: Eukaryota; Viridiplantae; Streptophyta; Magnoliopsida; Poales; Poaceae
Product: protein WHAT'S THIS FACTOR 1 homolog, chloroplastic
Exons: 1
Coding region: 84-656 (190 amino acids)
Molecular function (GO): RNA binding
Source: RefSeq, a predicted model, not a curated record